Molecule: messenger RNA, 786 nt
Organism: Oncorhynchus masou masou (cherry salmon)
Lineage: Eukaryota; Metazoa; Chordata; Actinopteri; Salmoniformes; Salmonidae
Product: thioredoxin-like
Exons: 5
Coding region: 130-447 (105 amino acids)
Cellular component (GO): cytosol
Molecular function (GO): protein-disulfide reductase activity
Source: RefSeq, a predicted model, not a curated record
UAACCCGCCCCUGCAUAACGAGCUGUCCGGUUCAGCUUGCGUGGUCCACAGUGCCGCUACUCGAGAAACAGACAACCAGGGAGGAAAUAUACCGGCAGGAAGGACUGUCACCGUCUCUAAACUAUCAACAUGAUCAUUAUAAUCGAAGAUAAGGAGGGCUUCGACAAGGCCCUGGAGGAGGCAGGAGAUAAGCUGGUGGUGGUGGACUUCACAGCCACGUGGUGUGGCCCCUGUCAGAGCAUCGCUCCUUUCUUCAAGGGUCUGUCUGAGAAUUAUCAGAGUGUGGUCUUCCUGAAGGUUGACGUGGACGACGCACCGGAUGUGGCCAGUUUCUGUGACAUCAAGUGUAUGCCAACAUUCCACUUCUACAAGAACCAGAAGAAGGUGGAGGAGUUCUCAGGGUCCAAUCAGGCCAAACUGGAGGAGCUGGUCAACACUCACAAAUAAACACACACCCGUCUGUCUCCUCCCUCUCACCUGUCUGAGGACAGUUGUCUCCUCUCCAACUCUCCUCUGUCUCAAUUCACCUGAGGAUGCCCCAAAGCCUUCCACCCCCUCCUCAACAGAUCUGACAGGAUGCCUGAAUGCCUUCCACCCCCUCCUCAACUGAUCUGACAGGACGCCCCAAAGCCUUCCACCCAAUCCUCCCUUUCUCUUCCCCCAAUCUACGUAGAAUAUGCCUUUCACCUUCCUCUGUUUUCCCUUCUCCCUGUCUCCCCCACCCCACCAGUCUCUCUCUCUCCCUCCUUUCUCCCCCCGUCUCCCUCUCUCCCCCCCCCCCGUCUC